AUGGCCCAUCUCCCAGACGUUGAGUAUUGGUCCUAUUCUCUCCUCUCCCUGACGCGCGACCGCAACCAGCCUGACUCCGGACCGUCUCCACUCUCCAGUCCGCCCGUCGCAGAGACGCAGACGCCGCGCCACACAGCCCGCCGCCCCGCCGAGGCACCGACGGUGGCCGCCUACCCCAGCACGGCUUCGCCCCGACCGGAUCCGGCCUUGCUCGUGCCUCGUGCUGGCUUGGCCGUCGGUCGUCGCCCUCCCCCUCCACCCUCGGUGCUCGGCCGUCCAGCGGGAACGGCGCAGCCGCGCAGGCGCAACGGGCGCUCGCCGCUCGGUAAGGGCGGCCUCCGGGGCAGCGCCAGCGAGGCCGGGGCGCAGCACAGGAGCCCGCCGCCGGCCGUCUGCUCAAGCGCCAGUGGCGGAUCUACAGCCGGCGCCGAGAGAGUGCGGCUUGGCAACAGAUACAAGGAGUGCAGGCCACGAAGAACUAGCAGCUGUCAAACAAAAAUACUUGUUGGAAAGGAUGUAUUGCACGAACUAGAGCAAAGGCGUUCAUCACCAAGUGUAAUUGCAAAACUGAUGGGAAUUGAUGUGUUGCCACCUUCUAAUAUGGUCAAUAGUCGGCAUCAAGAAUUUAAGGAUGUUUUUGAAGUGUCAGAGGAGCCACCAGAGGCUGUCACAAAAGAGAGGUCCCAUCAUUUUCCAAAAGGCUUGCCAAGCUUGAAACAAAGAGCGCUAAGAUUAAAAAAGCUUAUGCCAUCAAAAACACUCUACGGAGAUGAUACACAUGAUUGUCAUGUGGAUUGCACAGAUGGCUUGGGUCGCUUGAACUCAGUGGAAAUAAAUAAUCCUUUAUUUGAGAAGCGCCCUCAUGACAUGAACUAUUCUGCAAAUUAUCAGUAUGGGAAAGAUACAUCAAGUGUUUGCAGGACUUACCCUGUGGGUUUAGCCAAUUCUUCACUCAGCAGUUUCAGCUUUUUAUCAAGAGGAAAAAACAAAGAUUUCAACAACAUUGUAGUUCUGGAACCACCAUGCUUGGAAAAAGGGCAUGAUCCAGAAAACGUUUUUUCCAUUCCAUACCUUUCUCCUCUCAAUAAGAACUGCAGGAGAGGCAUGAAACAUAAGCAAUCUGAGUUUCCUGUAAUGAAGAAUGGAAGAGAUUGGCAACAUAUAUUAAGUACUGAAAAUAAUAAUGUGCCUCGAAUUAGAAAAGAAAGAUUCUUGACUAGUGACCCCAUUGAUCCACUUCAAAUUGGACAGGAAGCAUCAGUUCAUCAGUUUGGCAAUACUGAUGCGAGUUGUCUUGGAUCAUCUCAGAGGUAUUCUUGUGGUAAUGAUAACUUUAGGCAAACUAACAGGUCAUCAUCAAACAGCGCGCUGUUGAAAAUACGCUGGCAUGCAGAAUCUGCUGUUGGUUCGAAAACUCUUGCAGAAAUGUUUGCUCUGUCUGAUUCUGAAAGACUGAAGCUAAAUUCAGAUUCACGUGCUCCAAUUCGACGUAAUAUGAUUGACCGUGAUAAUGGUCAUAGCAAGGAUGGAUGCUUUAUAGUUUUACCAAAGCAUGCACCUCUGCAAUCUAUCCGAAGCUCAACGGACAGGAAUUCUUGCUCGGAAGGCUCCUCUCAGGGUAAAAAUAAUUCAAAUAUAUCCAAUAUUUACAACAAUGGGAAGUGUCAGUUUGAUUCUUUCCGGGAUAAACCAAGACUGCUGAAGCAAAUUGGCAGUGGCAGUGAAGCUCACUUGAGCAAUGCUUGCUGUUUCCAAAAUCUGACAGCAGACAACUUUUCCACUCCUGAUUGCUUAAAUGAGAAAGUAUUGUUCACAACAGAUGAAGACUUAGUGCAACAACCAGCUGAAUCUGAAGCUUCUGGUUUCAACUUGCAGGUUUCUAGGAAACAAAGGGUGACAUUAUUGCCUUUCCGUUGUCACGAGGAUGAAUCAAUAUCUGUUUCGGAUCAUACUGAUGGUACAAAAUCUUGUAAAGGCUCAAAAGAGGUUGAGCAACCAAGCCCAGUGUCCAUCCUUGAGCCUCCAAUUGAUGAUGAUAUUUGUUUUCCAGGAUGUUUGACUUAUGAUGACUUGCAAGGGAUGGCUAAGAAACAAAGAGAUGGCCAUCAAUAUCACAAUGAAUCUGAAGUUACCAUGUCAAGUGAUGAUGAAGACCAUUCUUUUUACCAAUCUUUGGAAGCAUUUCAGGUCGAGGAAAACUGGGACUUCUCAUAUCUCCUUGACAUACUUAUAUGCUCUGGUAUCAUAGUUUCUGACUGGCAGCUCAUCUGCAAGUCAUGGUACUUGCCUGGUUGCCCUGUUGGCCCUCAUGUCUUUGAUAGGCUUGAGAGGAAGUACAACAAAAUCACCACAUGGGCAAAACCUGAGAGGAGGCUUCUGUUCGACCUCGUGAAUUCAAUCCUUUCCGAGGUCCUUGCACCAUGUGUUGAUGUGCACCUGUGGGUGCAGCCUAGUAGACACCGUGUAGCUCUUUGCGGCCCUGAAGGACCUGUUGAGAAGGUUUGGCAGACAAUUGUUAGGCAGCGGGAAGAUUGUGUCACAGGGAAUCCUGAUGAGAUGGUUCUUGAUACAAACUGGCUGGAAGUAGGCAACGACAUCAAUAUGAUGGGGAAGCAGAUAUCUAGGAUGUUACAUGGCGACCUCUUGGAAGAAGUCAUAGUGGACUUCCUGGGAUGA
This is a messenger RNA of Miscanthus lutarioriparius, 2676 nucleotides long. The record is from the annotation of a GenBank genome assembly. Lineage: Eukaryota; Viridiplantae; Streptophyta; Magnoliopsida; Poales; Poaceae.